Messenger RNA from Calidris pugnax (ruff), 5144 nucleotides. RefSeq names its product chromosome unknown open reading frame, human C20orf85 (gene CIMIP1). The transcript is spliced from 5 exons. The coding region runs from base 66 to 530 and encodes 154 amino acids. The record is from RefSeq and is a predicted model, not a curated record. NCBI's taxonomy places the organism in Eukaryota, Metazoa, Chordata, Aves, Charadriiformes, Scolopacidae.
CCCUCCCGCCCUUCGCCAACCGCCGCCCGCAACGGCUCAGCCGCGCGGCAGCGGCCCCGGCCGACAUGGCGCACCGCCGCCCCGACCCGGCCCAGUCCUGCAACUUCGUAGCGCGGGACAACUGCUGGAAAAAAUUAAUUGAAAGUGAAUUAGAAGCUGCAAAAAGAUGGUCUCACAAAUGGGGAUUCUUGAAAACACCUCUUGAGGAGUUGACUGAAGAUGAAAAGAAAGAAAAUACAAAGCCUAAGAUACAGCUUCCAGAACAUCUGCAGGUUCGACCUGUGACACCUGUGGAAAAAUACAUUAAGGUGAAUCCAUCUCCUCCAGUACCUAAGACUACCCAGGGAUUUAUUGGCUGGAGAUCAGCUGUUCCAGGGUUGGAACUUGAACGAGGUUUUCAAAUCCAAAGCUGCAAAGCCCGACCCAAACCUGCGGUGCCUUCGCACGUCUGGCAGCUGCAAACAGCACCCCCUCCCCUCCUGGAGCGAGAGACAGCUAAUGCUUUUUUUCCACACCGGGGAGCAAGAUGAACCCAGCCAGGCUAGCGAGUCGCCUUUGUUGUGUCAGACACAUGUCAGCAAGCAGUCUCAUCCUUAAAAGCUGGAGCAAAAACAAAACCAAAGCAAGAGUCCAAAAAACCCCAGUGAGCUACAGUUCCUGCCUGGAAGGAUUAAGCAGCCAUUAUGCUCUUAUUGCCAGAGCACAAUCACGUCCUUUGUUUACAUGAAAACUGUAGUAAUUUCUUGUGCUCCCAAUCAUGUGCAUUACAGCUUCCACCUUGCUUAAUGAACAAACCCCACAUAUUUAUAGUCUCUUAGCAGAGGUCCAGGAUACAAUUCCACAGACUCGCAGGGUGGCUUUGGCCACAACAGUCACUCUCCCGUUUCCCUUCUGUAAAAAGCAAAAUAACCAUCCCUCAUCUUUACUUCAUCCAUCUUUGCAAUUUAGACUUCGAGUUCUUUGCAGUGGUGUCUCUUUUUCAAAAUGCAUCCAGCUCCCAGCACACAGUGCCCUCCUCAGAACAGCCUUAUGGAUAUGUAUCCAAAAAAAAACCUUUAUAAAAUAUCCACUGAUGAGAUAAGACCACCAGCACAACAAUGCAGUGAACAGCUGUAAUCUGUGGGAGGAUUGUUUCUCUUUGCCAUAAAUGCCAUCUAUUUUUCAAGACACACGUUAUUCCCUGUCAUAGAAGGGUGAACUCGGUAUCUGCAGACAAGUUGCCUUCCAACCAGCACAUUUUUCAAAGGCUCCCAGUAGUUUGUGACACUAAAUAGAAGGUGUCACAUCUUGAUGACUGAUAUUAGUACUAGCCUGCUUGAUUAACAUAAUUUGUUUUUUCAUUGGUUAUUUUAUCCCAGAUGAGCUGCUAUUCAUCCAUAUUUUCCAGGGGUAAAAAAAUAUCCAUUCUGACGUACAACGCUAAUGUGCCCUCUGCAACGACCUCUUAUCUCUAACUUUUAAUUCUCGCAUCCCAUUCUCUUCAGUGCAUGAAAUGAGCUCUAGCACCAGCCAUUGGUCAAGAGUCUCAUAUGCUGGAUACCCACCAGGGCUUUUGGGGUGUUUAGGAAUAGACCUUUUGUCUGUGCUAUGACACACACAUUUAAAUUUAGCACUAAACUGCUGGGAAAAAAAAAAAGAAAAAUAUGCAAAAUGUCACUUUCUGACAAGCAGACAAUUAGAAUUCAUUCCCCAGAGAAUUAAAUGGACUUUUCUGCUGCCAGUCACUAACUGUGACAAGGUUAACAUUUUUCAGUCUAUUGACUAAGGACAUUAAGUGUGCAUGUGAAUAAGAAAUAAAGUUACGAGAGGGUAUUAGCCAAGUGUGUGAUAACAGCCCAAACUGGCAACAAAACUCCAAGGAUGCAGAUUCUAACUAACAGUGACCGACACCACUGGGUAACAGAAACAUGGGGUACAUGCACAUGGGGGUCAUGUUUAAUUAUUAUUGCAACAGCGUAAGCAAUCACAGGACUGUAUCUCAUCUCAAAGCACAUCCUGUGUGCUUCCAGUGUCCCAGGCAGAUACAACAACAGAUGGGGCCUGAUUCUGUCCCUCUACUUCCCUCUGUCUUCCUCUUGGCUUUUAUCGCUUGCUCCCAGAAAGAGGUACAACUGUAUUUAGAGAUCUUCAAAGAGAAAGAUCAUUUUAAACCCAGCUCUGGUUUACAAGCCUGUUCCUGGACUGACAAUGCUGAAGAAGAAUCUUUUUGGCAGGCCCAGCCACAUCUCAGCCCCACAGCGAGCGCAGCUGUAGAGCUGAGCGCUAAGAGAGGCAUCAAGACAGCCAUUCACCUGAGACCAGCCUUCCCCAGUGCCACGGGUGCCCUUCUCACCUCUCCAACCUGCAUUCCACACUGCAGACUGAUUACUUUUAGUCCACAACCCCAUUACCUCACACUUCCCUGCAAUAAACUACCUAAGGCACAUAUCUGCCUGUAAUCCUGAGAAAUCCAAAUAAUUUUGGAUGAGUCUGUUUUGUUCCUCUGUCUCCUAUCCUCCUGCCUCUCCAACUUCCUCAGCCUUAGUUUAUGUCAUCAGCAUAUUUAAGGCACUUUUGGAAUUACAUUCUGCCCAAGGGCACUACACUGAAUUUAAUUUUUCCCCCCCCCAUACAGCACAUUGAUGCUUUAACUCCUAUCUGAUUUAUUUAUACUGUUUGUUAUCAGCAACCAAUGCAAUCAAUACGAGCUGAAGUUCAGACACACACACACACACAUUUGAAUUAUGCAUACACUCAUCCAGAGUUAUAAGACAACUGCUAUAGUCCAGAUCAUCCCUCUAAUGUAGAGCCAACUUAUAGGUAAGGAGGCUCAUAGUGGUGAAUUUUUAUACCUUGACUUUUGUUUGACCCCAGUGGUUGGCUGGUUACUGGAAACCAAAGAAAUCGAAACUUCACAAAUUCCAUGGAAGAGGCUUAGGGAAGGGAUCUCUGCAUUUCUUAUCCCAAGCCAGUAGGACCAUAUUUUAAGAUGGGCUUUCUGAGUUGAGAGUUUCUUUAUUAGCUUCUGUACACACAGGAAUUGUAGCAAAACACCAUCAGACCAUACUAGACAGUCAUGUCAAGCAAAUGUUGCUAACAGAACAGUGUAUGGAGAACUGGAACUUGAAGGAAAACCAAAGCACUAACCUCAAUUGCAGCCUAGGUCAGGCAUGAAACCAACCUAAACUGGAUGCUGGAAGCACAGUAGGAAAUGAAUAGCUUUUGGCUUCCCUCUGCAAACCGCUAUCCAUUCUAAAUGUUAGUGGUCAGCAUGAUCCUCAGACAUGGUUCACAACUGACCUCUGGUUGUCUUUGAACACAGUUGGUGGUUACACCUCAUGGAACACUGCAAAUUCCAAACUGAAGGCAGAGAGAGCAUGCAUACAGGGGCUCUGCUAUAGACGGAGAUGGAAUAUGCACACUGGGCUGGAGCCUUCAGGGACUGGAGGCACAAAGAUUGAUUCAUCAGAAAGUUUCAGCAGAGCACGUGAAGUUUGAGAAAGAGGAGUGCGUGUUGUUCUGUACAAACAUAUUCUGUGUCCUUAGUUAGCUUCAAUGCUAAUAUGAGUGUAUCAAGCUAAGCAAAACACAAAAUGGGACAUCAGUGUCCCCCAUCAUCAGUUUGGGGUCUCCUGGACUAGAAAGCAGAUCCCUGCAUAGGUGUCACCUACAUCGUUACAUUCGCCAGCUGAACUGAAGUUCUUUUCUUUUCUCUGUCCUUUACUACCUUCUUACUGCUCUUCCUGCUCCACCCUCUCCACAGCAUAGAUCCUUUGCUGCCGUCUGUUACAAGCCAUCACCCUCUCUUCUAACCACUCUUCUGAAAAAGUUGUUUCUAUUUUUCCUUCCUGAUACAAGGUCUUGUGUCACACCAGAGCUGCAGCGGUUCAUAUCACAUGGAGGCAUGGGCUGGGGUGCCAGGGCUUAAAUCACAGGCUUUAAUAGUCUCAGAUUUCACCCUUGCAUCCUCUCUGGCCUAUAGUUAUGUGACUUCCAGGAGUCUCUUUGAAAUUUUGUUUUAAUAUUUCACCAUUUAUCCACAGAGAAUAGUUUGGCUUCUCUAUCAAUGCAUUUCUGCUUGGUAACUCCCAGUUUGAAUGCUGAUUAUGUUUUGCAUAAAAUUAACUAAAUUGCAGCCCUUCUGUUUCAUUGGUACUUUUUGUCUGCUUCCUUCAUGAACAAUGUCGGGGAGAUUGCGAGCUGACUACAAUUCUCUUUCCUAAGCAAGAGGAAAACAACAUCUAAGAGCCCAAUCAGUACAAGUUUCCUGAUGCCUGUUGGGUUUUGUAAGCUGUAUUGUACUCUGGCAUUUAACAAUUUCUGUUCACUUGAUUCACUUUAAGAAAUGAAUGUAAUGAUUGCCACAGUGUUUUGCACUACUGUUGACUAAUGAUAAAUAUGGAACAGGUAUAAACAAGCUUGCUCUUUUUUUCUAUUUAAAAAUUCACUGAGUUGACAAGUUAUUUGUGCAGUGCCAAAGUAAUGAAGUUUUGCUUUGGAGUGUCAAUGUUCAGUUUCCAUAGAGAGGUCUGCCAUAAGCUGCAUUUCACAAGACAAGAUCAACAGUGGUGGUGUGCUUCCAGGAGUGCUGAUAAAACACAAGCACAAAACUGUACUCAGGUGUUGUACUCAGUCUGGAGGGGCCCAUAACCACACAGGUAUGGAAGUUUUAUCACAUUAAAAUGGCACAUUUUAAAAGAAGGUCUCUCAUUGAAAGAACCUUGAAUACCAAGGAAGUUUCAGGGCUAUAAGCUGGGAGCAGAGGGAGGCUUGUCCGCUGCCUAAAGCCAAGUACAGCUCUGGGUGCAGCAGGUGGGAUCCUUCGACACGGAGACUCAUCAUUUACCUGGGAUUUGCCUUGGGAUGCGAAGCAGCAAGAUGCCUGAAAAAUCAAUGUUGCAACACACCCUCUGCUCUAUCUCAGCUCCUUUAUAGGCACAUCCAUUCACCACUCGGCCUCUCCUCGCGGCAGCUCACUUUAACAGCAGCACUGAGCCUUUCUUUUUGGCAGCAUCCGUACAGGGGGAGCCUGGAGGGACAAAGUAAACAUAAGCAAGUUUGGGGGGUAACUCAGGUGAAAUUGGAAACAUUUCUAGAGAAAGGGGAAACAUCUGGGGAACAUUUGACUUGUGUUUGGAAGUAUGAAAGGUGACAGUUCAGAGACA